GAUAUUUAGCUCGCAAGUGUUUUGUCACGUAAAUAUACGGUGACACAUCCAAGGAUAUUAUUACACUGUCGGAAUAGUUAAGUACUGCUGAUAGAGUACGCAGUCUUCACAAAAUGGAAACAGAAUAGAUAAAUGAUGCUGGAAGGAGUUAUCUGGUUGGAAAAAAAAGAUGCAAAUCCAAUAGUCAUAUAAGGUUUAUAAAAAUGAACAAGUUCAGCUUUAAAUUCAGGAAAUUGGUCGUUCCAUUUCUGAUAGUCUGCGCUAUAGUACUGUACAUAUUCUUCAGAAGAAGAUCAGUUCAGCCAGCUCAGCAUGGAGGGAUGUUCACAGGUAUACAAAACAAAACCCCAGCCAGAAGUUCAUAUGAAGUAUACUAUGAAAAAUUGGAAAAAGAAUUAUUUUCUCAGGAGAUUGUAAGAAGUGGACGUAGCAUCAUGAAAAAGUCAGAUAUAGUGCUGUUUGGGAUGCUGAAUGAUGCGUACAUUCCUUUUACAUACAGCUGGUUAUGCAACACCCUUCCUAUGGCCAUACAUGGUAGCGUCCUUUUACUGACUAUGGACAAAAAUUCCACCAACCUUCUCAAACGGGAUUGGCCAGAAGUUCAUACCGUCCACCUGCCUGCCAAAGACUUCAAAGGUGACCAGGAGUACAGUAAGGCAGGGUAUGUGAAAAUGAUGCACUUGCGGACACAGGUCAUCAACUUACUCCUCAGGAACAAAAUCCCAUUACUUCUCUUUGAGACAGAUUGUCUAUGGAUAAGUAAUCCUAUUCCAGAGGUCAUUCAAGCAGUCAAAGGUCAUGACAUUUUGGCUGUCAAGCCCACACACAAGCAUGGAUACCUUGGUGGGUUCAUGUGUUUGAUGCCUACAGAAGCAGCCCUGAAAGUGUGGGGCGAGUUGUCGGAGAGAAUGCUCAGUCUUCAUAACAGUCUGACAAGUCUUAAAGACAAUGAAAAAGUGGCAGAUGAAACAAACGAUCAGGUAUUUUUCUCCAGCAUUAUGGAACAGGAAAGAAAGAAUAUAAAAGUAUAUGAAUUUUCAAACAAGAAAAUUGUGGAUGGGAAAUGGUAUAUAGAUUUUACAGGGAAAGACAGAAAAGAAAUGAGACCUUUCAUUAUCAAUAAUAAUUGGGUACUAGGGAACAAAGAUAAAAUCACCAGAGCCAAGAAAUGGGGUCAUUGGUUUGUGUCUGACAGUCUACAGUGUAACAUGAUGCAGGUAAACAAAGUAAUUCAACUUUGAGCUUUUUGUAGUGAUGAAGGUUAUUUUAAAAUAUCGCUGAAAUCCGAGGGGCAUAUAUUUGUAUAAAAUACAUAAUGAAUGUUGAGUUUUUAAAUGAUGUUAAGGAUCCCUGUCACACUGCACAGUGGUUUUUCAAAUGUAUGGUGACCUCCCCUUAAUGUAGUUUCGGAUAUAUCCCCUUAAUGUAGUUUCGGAUAUAACUGUUGUUAGACAGUUGGGCGAGGCCUCCUCUGUUGACCUGGUAGCUUAGUUCGGUUAUAGUGUUAACAUAGCAAUCUGAAGUCCAGGGUUUCGAAUCCCGGUCUAGCCCCGCUGAUGUUUUACACUCAGAACACUAUUAUUAAUUUUAUUUUGUUAAUAUCAUCUUUACUUGUUUUCAUAAUAGUCCCACAAGGUAUGGUUUUUAUUCCAGAAAUGAUUUAUCAAAGCAAUAUUCUUGCCUGAAAUAAUACUUUUCCAUAUGUGGUUACAGUUUUUGGCAGUGACGCGGGGAUCCUUCAGUAAGAAGGUCUUAGGUACAACUACAACAUUAUUAUAUAUAUGUUUUUACAUUUCUAUUUAGUAUUAUACAUUUGUUCAGUAUUAUUAAUCCAAUGGACGACUGAGUGGGGAAAAUGACUAGUUGGAAUGCUAGCUAGUAUCUUGCAAAAUAUGUGGUAAUGUUAUAUGCAUCUAUAUGAAAUCUUUCUAAACACAUAUACUAUCCUCAGUGAUCAAUCUUUAAUCUGUUUUCAUUGAUCCUUUCCAACUGUUUUGAUAAAAACAAUGGGUCCCACAAUGUUAAAUUUAAGUAUUUCCAGAAAUUUUACAAGUCCCGUCCAAGUUCUAGGAGUAUAGGACUCCGAACGUGUAUGUAGAUUUAUCACUGUAUCCUGAUAUUAUAUACAUUCCAUUGGUUUGUUAGUAUCGGUAUUAUUCUGAACCAUGACAAGUAAAACAAAUGAUCAGUUUAUCAAAACAUCUUUAAUAUACUGUGAUAACUGUACAUCAGAUUCGAGUCUGAACCUUGAUAAAAAGGAAUACUUCAGACCUAUCAGAAAGAACCCUUUAUCUGUCUAGAAUAAAACAAACCAUUACCAAAAUAAUUUUAUCAAUCUUUGAUUGAAAGGAAAACAAUCAAUAUCAUUAAAAUAAGUUGACCAAACUUCAAUGGAUAGGAGACAUCGGACAGCAUUAUCAAAACAGUUUUAUCACUUUCAGCAUUAACGUAAAACCUUGAGUCUAAGCUUUGUAAGAAGUGAUAAAUAUUUGUAUAGAACUCCUCAUUCAGUUUUUAAAUGUUUUAUGAAAAUUGAGGGAUUUAAGAUACACACGGAGAACGUCAUCCAUAAGAAGUAAUAUCUUUUAUUAAUGCUUAUGCUGAUUUUACAUUGAUCAUUUAACAAGCAAUAUUUCGCCUUUAAGUGAUUGUGUUAAUAGAAAUCGCUUUAAUAUCUCCAACAUAUUGCACCUUACUAUUAGUGACAUGUGCAGUCUUAACCAUUUCACCAUUGUAGACCAUAAUGGUCUCAUUCAGAUCUAUGUAAGGUAGAGUCUACUACAGUUACGUUGGGGUGAAAGGGUUAAGCCUUAAAGUGUUGAAGAAGUGCCUGAAAGGCCAUGUGAGCUAAAGUCAUGAUGUGGGGGCCAUUCUGUUAUCCAUUUAUUAACUUUUCCUUUUAAACGCUGUUAGUCCAGAAGAGCAUGGGGGAAUUUUGACUUAGUUUGGUCUUGAGUUUUUUCAGUAAGGAUAACAUAAGGUUAUAUGAAUGUAGAGUUUGCUCCCCACCCCCGCCCCCUUCUCUUUUGGGGUAGGCGGGAGGGCUGACUAUGGGAAAUAUUGGUAAAUCUCUCAAAACUUAUCGGUACUCAUGUAGGAAUUUUAACCAAACUUGCUCUGUAACAUCCAUGAGCCAAAGGAACUCAACAUACAUGUAUUGCAUAAACAGAAGGAGUAGUUCUGCUGGUGCCAGAGAAUAGGGACCUAAAUUUAGAGCAUAAUUGUUCUUCUGAGGGGGAAAUCAACUGGUAUAUAAAGAAUGGGUGUUGUUCCCCUUUGUACUGAAAAGAAACAAUGGCAAUAUGACUGAGACUGUUGUGUCAUGAUAGCAAGGUGAGUGAUGCAGGCCAAUUUGGCCUCUUGUUUUGCUUGAUGUGAUAUUUUAAUUUAAUUCAAGAACACAUAUAUAUCUGAUGUUGAAUUUGUGAACUCUCUGGCUUGUGUAUUUUAUUGUUACUAAUGUAUACCAUAAACGAAUAUUUAUAAUGGUAAUGUCGCAAUGAUAAAUUGUACAUCGAGAUAAGUUGUGUGAAGUGUUUAUUCUUAAUCUAACGCUGACACAUUGGACUUGUUUUGAAAAAUAAUGUUACAAAUCACAAGUAGAUAUAUAUAUAUACAGGUAUAAAUAUAUUAUAAA
Messenger RNA from Mizuhopecten yessoensis (Yesso scallop), 3637 nucleotides. Its product is annotated as UDP-D-xylose:L-fucose alpha-1,3-D-xylosyltransferase-like. The transcript has 3 exons. Lineage: Eukaryota; Metazoa; Mollusca; Bivalvia; Pectinida; Pectinidae. Gene Ontology annotation, molecular function: glycosyltransferase activity. The record is from RefSeq and is a predicted model, not a curated record. Bases 204 to 1241 code for a protein of 345 amino acids. Gene Ontology annotation, cellular component: Golgi apparatus.